Messenger RNA from Brienomyrus brachyistius, 2695 nucleotides. It is a transcript of the gene capn7, whose product is annotated as calpain 7. Gene Ontology annotation, molecular function: calcium-dependent cysteine-type endopeptidase activity. Gene Ontology annotation, biological process: proteolysis. Lineage: Eukaryota; Metazoa; Chordata; Actinopteri; Osteoglossiformes; Mormyridae. Bases 179 to 2644 code for a protein of 821 amino acids. The transcript is spliced from 22 exons. The record is from RefSeq and is a predicted model, not a curated record.
GCUUACACACUUCUUCCUUCUGGACCCGGAAAUAGAAAAGGGGGGUCUGUUGUGGUUAAAGUUUUGGCGUGAAGAGUGCUGGAAGCUGAUCGUUUCGCCGCUAUUAAUUGACACUUAACACCAAAAAGAGCUCGGAAUUCUUCCAAGACGAGCUGCAGCGUUGGACUUUUAAGGAAACAUGGACUGUUCGGCGCUGGAGCUCGAUGCCAUCAAAUUCGCUAAAUGUGCUGUUAUGUAUGAUCAGAAAGGGAAGCACAAUGAGGCGGUCUUUUACUAUAAGGAGGCAGCGCAGGCCCUCAUCUACGCGGGCAUGGCUGGGUCCAAAUUGGAGAACAUUCAGGACAAGGUGAACGAAUAUCUGGAUCGAGUUCAGGCUCUUCACGCUGCAGUUCAGGCCCAGAGCAGCGACCCACUCAAGUCCAAGCACCAGCUGGACCUGGAGAGGGCCUACUUCCUGGUGACACAGGCCUUUGACGAGGACGAGAAGGGCAACAGUGACGAGGCCAUCGAACUGUACACUCAGGCCGUGGAGCUCUGCAUACAGGCAUCCAAUGAGACGUCCGAGCAGGAGCUCCAGGGGAAGCUGAAGCAGCUGGCUCACCAGGCGCUGGAUAGGGCUGAGGGUCUGAAGGAGUCCAUGUCAAAAGCCAAAGCCGCCGCGUCCACCAAAGAUAAGUCUGCCACCGGCGGGGGAGCAGCCAAGGCUGGCGGCCAGACGAGGCAGUACCUUCCCCUGGGACCGGACUUUUCCCUCCAUGACCGGCCUCAGCCCUCCAGGCCUGUCCAGUCUGGUGAGCCCCAGGGCCAGCGCUACACGGCGGAGGAGAUUGAGGUGCUCAGGACCACGUCUAAGAUCAACGGUAUUGAAUAUGUCCCCUUCAUGAGUGUGGAUCUUAAGGAGAGAUUUGCAUUCCCCAUGCCGUUCUCAGACAAAUGUGGCAAGCUGGCCCUUUCCCCGAAGCAGAAGGCAAUCUUCUCUCACUGGGUGCGACCUGAUGAGAUCUCCAACAACCCCACCAUGAUCUUCACCGUCUCCAGCUUCAGCAUAAAGCAGACCGUUGUCUCGGACUGCUCUUUCGUCGCGUCGUUGGCCAUCAGUGCCGCAUAUGAGAGACGCUACAACAAGAAACUAAUCACAAGCGUCAUCUACCCUCAGAACAGGAAGGGGGAGCCGGAAUACAACCCUUGUGGGAAGUACAUGGUCAAACUGCACAUCAACGGUGUUCCCAGGAAGGUGAUCAUUGACGAUCUCCUGCCGGUGGACCGGAGUGGUGAGCUGCUCUGCUCAUACUCCAGCAACCGCAACGAACUGUGGGUGUCGCUCAUCGAGAAGGCCUACAUGAAGGUCAUGGGGGGCUACGACUUCCCAGGCUCCAACUCGAACAUCGACCUGCACGCUCUCACUGGCUGGAUCCCUGAGCGUAUUGCCAUGCACUCUGACAAUCAGGCCUUCAAUAAGGACGAUACCUUCCGUAUGCUUUACCAGAGAUUCCACAAGGGCCACGUCCUCAUCACCACGGCAACGGGCAUGAUGUCUGAAGAGGAGGGCGAGAGAUGGGGCUUGGUACCCACCCACGCCUACGCUGUACUGGACAUCCGGGAUUACAAGGGCAUGCGGUUCCUCCAGCUGAAGAACCCGUGGAGCCACCUGAGGUGGAAAGGCCGCUUCAGCGAGCGGGACGACAAGAACUGGACCCCCGAGCUGCUGAAGUACCUCAACUUUGACCCCAAAACCGCCCAGAAGUUUGACAAUGGAGUGUUCUGGAUCACGUGGGAGGAUCUCUGCCAGUAUUAUGAUGUCAUCUACCUGAGCUGGAGCCCCAGCCUCUUCAAAGAGUCUUCCUGCAUCCACAGCAGCUGGGAUGCAAAACAGGGUCCGAUGAAGGAUGCCUACAGCCUGGCCAAUAAUCCUCAGUACAAACUGGAGGUGAACUGUCCACAGGGGGGUGCUGCGGUCUGGGUACUGCUCACCAGACACAUCACUGACAAGGAUGACUUUGCCCAAAACCGCGAGUUUAUCACCUUAGUCGUCUACAAAACCGAUGGAAGGAAAGUUUACUAUCCCAUGGACCCCCCUCCCUUCAUCGACGGGAUCCGAAUCAACAGCCCGCACUACCUGACCAAGAUAAAGCUGACCAACGCAGGCAUGCACACCUUCACGCUGGUGGUGUCCCAGUACGAGAAACAGAACACUAUCAACUACACACUGCGGGUAUAUUCUGGAUGCAAAUUCAGCUUCUCCAAGAUCCCCACACCGUUCACCCAGUCCAAGAGGGUGAACGGUCAGUGGAAAGGCAUCAGUGCAGGUGGCUGUGGGAACUACAGGGACUCCUACCAACAAAACCCCAUCUACCAGUUCAGCCUGGAGAAGUCUGGGCCCAUACUCAUCGAGCUGAGGGGCUCCAGGCAGUACAGCGUCGGGUUCGAGGUUGUGAACGUGUCAACCGUGGGUGACCCAGGUGCUGCUGGAUUCCAGAAGAGGGGCAGUGGCGAUUAUCGAUGUGGCUUCUGCUACCUGGAUCUGGAGCACGUCCCCGCUGGCAUCUACAACGUCAUCCCUACCACCUUCCUGCCCAAACAGGAAGGACCUUUCUUCCUAGACUUCAGCAGCACCUCACCGUUGAAGAUCUCCCAGCUGCAGUGAUGACUGACAGGGCCGGGCACAAGGGCUGUGUGCCCACCCCCCACCCCCCCC